AUGCCUUGCAAAACUGAAGAAAUCAAGGACUUUCUGCUCAGAGUCAGGCAAAAGGAUGCCAAAUCUGUCAAGAUCAAGAAAAAUAAGGACAAUGUGAAGUUUAAAGUCCAAUGCAGCAGAUGCCUUUAUACCUUGGUCAUCACAUACGAAGUAAAGACAGAAAAACUGAAGCAGGCCCUACCCCCAAGUUCGGCAGUGAAGGAGAUGAUAUGA
Messenger RNA from Ailuropoda melanoleuca (giant panda), 213 nucleotides. Its product is annotated as 60S ribosomal protein L38-like. The record is from RefSeq and is a predicted model, not a curated record. The transcript has a single exon. Bases 1 to 213 code for a protein of 70 amino acids. Gene Ontology annotation, cellular component: cytosolic large ribosomal subunit; ribosome. Gene Ontology annotation, biological process: protein-RNA complex assembly; translation. Gene Ontology annotation, molecular function: structural constituent of ribosome. NCBI's taxonomy places the organism in Eukaryota, Metazoa, Chordata, Mammalia, Carnivora, Ursidae.